Messenger RNA from Ctenocephalides felis (cat flea), 3402 nucleotides. Its product is annotated as zinc finger CCCH domain-containing protein 13-like. The transcript has 18 exons. The coding region runs from base 1 to 3402 and encodes 1133 amino acids. The record is from RefSeq and is a predicted model, not a curated record. Lineage: Eukaryota; Metazoa; Arthropoda; Insecta; Siphonaptera; Pulicidae.
AUGCUGAGCCAACGCGGAAGAAACAGAUUGCGGGAGGAAGAGCUUCGACAAAAAGUGCCAUACUACUCGGAAAAGUUAAACGAACCAAGACGUCACAAUCCUACCCAAUGUCGUUCAACAGAUCAAGGUUUUCUUCGAGAUUUCCUCAAAGGAAGAGGUGGUAUCCGCGGUGCAGAUCGGUUAAAUAUAGAUGAACGGCCAACAGGACUACACUACAUACAAUCUGCAGAACUCAGAAGACAAAUCAAAGAUCCGGGGCGGUACGAAAUUACUGAAACUGAUAAACCGAAAAGAGGAACUCGCAGUAAAGCUGACCAUAUCACGAAAGAGGCUGAUGUUUGGAUUGGUGACCAGGUCGGAGUCAGCAAAAAUGACGAAUACAAGAACCAUCCUCGUGGAGCCUCUCGAACGACCUCUUCGGAAAAAGCUCCGUUCUACAGCCGGCGCAGAGAGGCUCUGGAAAGAGCCCAAGCCUCGACUUACGACCCUUACGUAACCGAAUAUAUGGCAAACUUUGCCGGUUCGAGAGCUGCUGCAGCAGCAGCCGCUGUGGCGGCAGUCGCUGCAGGAAAAAGUGGCGAUACUGCUGCAGUAAGCAGACGUGAGCAGCAACGACAAAAUGCAGCUGCUAAGCAGGAGAAAAACAAUCGUAGGGCAAAGGAGAAAUAUCAGUCGGAAGUGGUUCAUACCAAACAUACAGCAUCAAAACCAAGUCAACAUGAUAGAGAAAAAGAACGUGAGAGAGACAAAAGAAAAAAAGAAAGAGGUAGAGAAAGAGAGAGAGGACGUGAGAGGGACAGAGACCGAGAUACUAGAGAACGACACUCCAGAGAAAAGGAUCAUCAUUCUCAUCAUGACCAAAAACACAGCCGUGCAUCUCGUUACCAUGACAACCACCAACUGGAGCAGUUGGAGCAGCUGGAAAGGCGCGAAAGAGCAUACGCCGCCAGUGUCAAGGAGCAGCAAAAUAAAGAAUAUUCGAAUAAAACUAAAGUUAAGCCUAAAUGCAGCAAUGAAUCCGCGACUAUUUCUUCAUUGAUUGAUGAAGAACUGGAAUAUUAUGAAGAAGGCGAAGGUGUCAGAGGUUCGAGACCUUUAUAUUCGGCCCUAGAGAGCUCGCCGCCCGGUGGUUCGGGCGAGCGUUCUGCGGCCAAAAUUGAUUUGAUGUCGCGUUAUGCCUCACGCGAGCGACACCAAACCGGGUACCGCUCGUCUAGGGAUCGAGCAGGACGUACCAGCAAAGGCAACAAUAACUCUCAAGGCGGACCUGGCAACUCGAGUGGAAUAGGAGGAGGAACUUCUAAUCGUCGUCCGAGAAAUAGCAGCAAUGCAAACGGCCCAGCCGUAAGCGACGGCGGUACAGGAGGCGCUAAUGAUAUAUGGACCCUGUUUACGAGGAAAAGAACAAACACUGCUAAUAGCAACAGGAGCAGACAAAGGCGCAAACCUCAUGAACGAAGACGCGAUCAUGACGAUCUUCUCAGACAAGUUCCAUACUACGAUCAGCAAGAAACAGCAGAAGUGAAAUGGCGUCGGGCACCACCAUCGGUAAAAAAUCAACACCAAUCCAAACGCAAACAUGGAGGUGGUAGUUCCAGUGGAGCAGGUGGAAGCCACAAGAGAAAAGGACCCAUCAUGAUGUUCAAUCGCAAAAGCAGCGGUCGCCCCAGCCGCCACCCAAUGCCUCAAAUGGACAGUUCGUUCUUCAACCGCCUUUUUCUACCUCAUCUAACAGGAUCAGGAGGUUCGGGGAAUUCCGCAUUUCGCAACGGAUCUGCUAGCAAUUACCGCAGGCGACUUGCCAUACUGCCGCAGCAGCAACGACAGGGACUGCCUACUACAAUAACAGUGGCCUACCAGACAGGAACCAAAAUCAAAAGUAAAAAUGAGAUUUUGGAUAUGCCCGAGAGUGAGACUACACGGGUUGAGGAUGAAAUGACAACUCAGGCAGCCGACGAGGAUGAGGAUGAUAAUACGACGGGUUUAGCAUUGACCACAGCGACCAGUUCCAGAGGUAGUUUGGGAAGUCGAUCAGUCAGAUCACAUACAACAUCCGGGCGUUCCGGCCGAGAUAGGAUAAGAAGCCAAGAAGAUCAUGAUUUUAGCGAUACUGCCAAAUCAGAUAAUACUGCCAAAAGUGAUAAAAACGCGAGCGAUUUUAGUGAUGAUCAAGAUUACAAACGCAUAGAUGGCAAGAAACGCUCCUCUUCCCAGAGGCAACAGGAUCGUCGAAGUAGUGGACGAUUGAAAAGUACAAGCGUAGUCCAGAAAAAACAAAGCAUAAAAACGGAAUCAAAGACUUCGAGAAGGAUCUCGAAAAAUGUUGUUCCGGACAAAAAAUCCUUUUCGGAUACGAGAAUUCAAGAAAAGGUACCGUCUAAGUGCACGUGUUCCAAAUUGGCAAAAUGGUUUGACCCAUAUCUAACAGAGUACAUGGCAAAUUUUUCAGCUGUCAAGCGUCCACUCGAUCAAGAGAAAGCGUGUGCUUUUUGUGUUGCCAAACUAAAAGCCAAAAAGUCGAGAAGUGCUGACAUUGUUGCAUCGACACACAAGAUCAAAGAUAAAACAAAGCGUGCAGAAUCAUCACCAUCACAACGUCUUAGAGCUUCUGGCAGUAAUCCCAAUAGAGGCAAAUGCGUUCCUCCUCGAGAUUUUAGUGAGACAGUUCUUAUAACUUCUCCUACACAAUCCAGUACGGAAUCGAGCGUUCAGGAAAAAUAUCCGUAUGUAUCGUCCGAGGAACUCAUGGCUGUUGUUCCAUCCCAGGUCAAUCCAUUGUCGGAUGAUCAGCAGGUUUAUAAAAGCAGUAGUGGAAGGGACAGGCGCAAAGCCGAGAAGAGGAUGAGCAAUGUGGGAGCUGCUAACGAAAGCCGUUGCGGUGGCGGUCGCGAUAUCAGAGUUUGUGCUCCAUCAUCAUCUUGUUGUUCCGAUCCAUGUUGCGAUGACCCCUGCUGCAAAAAGAAGGAUCCAUGCCCAAAGCCGUGCCCCAAACCCAAACCGUGCUGCAAAAAACCACCUCCGCCUUGCUCCGACGAAGAAUCCUGCUGCGAACCAGAAUGCAAUCCGUGCCCUUCACAACAGAUCGACCCUUUACAGAGAGUUUGGGCCCAAGAAUUAGCAAGGCGCAAAGAAGCAGAACGUCAACGUAAGCAAUGUCGCAAAAUGAUGGAACUUCAAAGAAAGGAGUGCAAGGAACGGGAGCAGGCUAGGAAAGAGUUGGAGCGUAGGCAAAGAAACGCCCAAAGAUGGAAAAGAGAGAACGAGCGUCGCAGAGCAGAAGAUUGUCGCAAGAGGAGAGAUAGUGAAUCGUUAGCAUCCAAGUACUGUGUUGUAAAAAAACAAUCACAACAACGAUUUAGAAAAUUGACUGAGAGCUCAUUUUCAUUGUUUGAUUGUUACUAA